Molecule: messenger RNA, 3154 nt
Organism: Cinara cedri
Lineage: Eukaryota; Metazoa; Arthropoda; Insecta; Hemiptera; Aphididae
Source: the annotation of a GenBank genome assembly
AUGGUGGAAGUGGGUAGCCGAGGAAGUCAAAGAGGUUACAAACUACACCAUCCAAUUUCUAUGUAAUAUAAAUUAAAAAAUUUAUAUUUUCAUCUUAUUGUUAAGGUAAAAAUAUUGAUAUGUCAAUAAUCCAUUUCAAACUUCUUAGCCUGAGAACUUAAUUUUGGAUUUUAUGUUAAUUCACGUUACAAAUGUUUGUACUUCACAGAAAGUUGUAGACAAAAUAUUAGGAACUGUUAGAACUUACCUUUUACUGUUCUACCACAAUUGUAUCACUUCAAUCGUCCAAUCCCUAUCCCGCUCCAGUCAUACAUUUUUAUCUGUCUAUACAAUUUAUUAUCUAUAGUUUGCCUCACGGAUAUAUAAGAUAAGACCAUUCAUCAUCUGAGAAUUUUGUAGUAUCACAUAUUUUAUUAUUAAAGAAUUGAGUGAUAAGCAAUAGCAUCGUUUUUCUUUUCUGUGACCACUGAUGGCACUGCUUACAAUAAUGUUUGUUGUGUGCGUAGAGUGUUCUUGUUUGUUUGGUUCCUCCUCGAAAAGAAAUCCAGCCGUUUGUUUUUUCAAUGUCUUCUAAACCAAGAUUUGAAAAGUAUUCAAAAAAAAUUACAUUUUAGAGUAAGUUUAAUCUUUAUUUAAUGCGCUAGUGUUAAUUUACUUCUGAUCAACAUUCAACCAACUAAUUCUGAACAUUUUAAUUUUAGCAUCAACGAACAACUGCUGUUUGUCGUCAUAUUCGAUAUUUGGAUCUGGGAUGCAAUUUUAAUUGUGAGAUGUACUAGUUAUCUAUUUGGUUAGUUUUUAAUUUGUAUAUUAUUUGUGCUUCGAUAUAUAUGCAAGUAACUAGAUAGGUACUGAAUGUUUAAUUAUUAGUGGAUUCAUUAGUUUAUAUAAUCAAUUGAUAAUUUCUUGUGUAAUACUAUGCAAUUUUGUUUAGGAGUUUAUCUAUACAGUAUUAUUUUACUGUAGAAAUUGUGAACAAAUUACAGUGUUACUUUAAUAUGUGAUCUACCUAGCAUGUGGUUUACCAGUAGGUGAAUUUUCAAUUCAGUUUAUAUUUUUGACAUUUCAUGCUUAAAAUUAUUCAAAAAUAUGUAUGUUUAGAUGCCAACAUAUUUUUUCUAUAAAAUAAUAUCAAUUUGAAGAUUGUAGGAGUUCAAGUGUGAUGACAACUUGUCUCCGCUUUAUAGCUCUACUAACUCAUACUUACAGAUACAAUGCUUUUUUUUAUAGUAGUUGAAGCCAAGAUAAGCUUUAGUAAGUUAAGUAUAAACCUAAAACUCAAUACACUAGUUUAUAUAUUUUUAUAUUUAACGUAAGAGGUAGACCACAUAUAGAAGUAGCACUAAAAUUACUUACAACUUUAGAAUUAUAAGAACUACAGUUGAAUUUUGAUUAUCCAAACUAAUUGGGGAAGCACCUAGAAAUUGUUUAAAAAAUUAUUUUUUUUUUUAACACAAUUAUAUAAUACCAUGUAUUAUAUAUAUUAUAAACAAAAUAUUUUCUAUGAGAGUAAAAUAUUAUUAAUAUUUUAAUAUUUUCAAGCAAGUCAAUAAAAUGGUUAAAUCAUUUUGUACUUAAUAUUCAGAAUUAUAUUUUAUAAAUAAUAAAUUACUUAUUUAUAUGAAUCUUUUCUGUUAUCUAUUAACAUUUCUUCUAAUUUGUCUUAAUUGAUAUUUGGGUAUUUCAGAUUUUGAGAUUAUUUAUGUUAUUCAAUUUUUAGGGUUAAAAUAUAUUAUGUUUAUGGCAUUCUAAACUUUUUCAUAACUUGUAAGUUUACAGGGAGUUGUCGUUUAAAAAAAAAAUUGCGUUGAAACAAUAUUGAAUUACUAAAUAAAUUUAUAUAAUUUAAGUAUUUUAUAUUUCAAAAAAUGGUCUUCAGUGACAUAAUUUUUGUCCAAGUCUUGAGAGGAGAUGGACAAUUUUUGAAAAUUGUGUAAAAUGAGGGUGGGGGUAUGGAUUUAUUAAGGCUAAUAAUUAUUUUUAAAAUGGAAGUGGUAGGGUUUAAAAAUAAAAAAUGUCAUCAUAAAUAUAAUAUUGUCUUACAUUUCAAUAAGACAAUUAAUAGAUACUUGGUAGGUAGAAUUAUAGAUAUUAAUAAUCAACAAAUUAUGCAAUUUAUUAUAAAAGUAGAUCAACUCGUAUUGGCUAUUUCAUUGAGUACCUACAUACAUAUUGGUCUAACAUUUAUUAAUUUGUUUUCAAAUUGCCAUAACUUCUAUAAAUUACUGACAAAUUCUGGUGCACCAUCAUCUUCAAGCAUUUAAAAGAAGAAAAAAAAUGGUUUUUGAAGUUUUUCUGGAAUAAUAAAAUAAAAAAGUUUCCCUCAUUUGGUAAAUUUUCAAAUUCAGUGUCUGAAAACAUAUAUUAUGAAGGAAAAAGGGUGAUCCAUAAAGUAAAAAUAUUCCAAAUUGUUCACAACCAUAGUUUCAAAUUUAAACUAAAAAAUUUAACUAAUGAAUGUAUUAAAACUAUAGUUAGCCAUAUAAACUAUUAUUGUUUAAUGACUUUUUUUAAAACUUGUUACUAGUAUUUAAGUGAUUAGUGUAAUAAGUAAUUUAAAAGACAAGACUGCAGCAGGAUUAAUCAAUUAUCUAGCAAACUCUAGAAAUUAUUUCUUCAUUUAUACCAGAUCUUUUAGCUCAUAUUUAUAAGUUUAGUUUAUUGGUAGGUAUUUUUGCAAACAAAUUUAAAUUAUCAAUAGCCCAGUAUUUUUUUAAAAAAACUUAUUGAUUUAAUGAUCUUAUUGAUAGAUAAUUUAGCCAAAAUAUUAAAAAAAAAAAAAAUAGUCAAAUCAAAACUAAUGAGUUUCUUGGAAAAGCACAAUUAGUUUGGGUUUAGGCUGGUAAACUGUGGAAACUGUGACAUAGUGGUUAUUAAUAAAUCUUUAUAAUGUAUGAAAAUAAAAUUUUUAAAUUCCAAAUUUUUUGCUACUGCAGAGACUGUUUACUGAAUGUAUUGAAAAAUUAAGUUCUCAGUCAUAAAUGAUUAUGUAUAAGUUUUGAAUAAAACAGAUAUUAAUUUCUAAACUGUUUGUUAAUAAAAAUAAUAUUGUUGACUUAGGAACACAUUAUUUUUUUCAUAUAGGAUAUUAUAUACUUAUUACCAAAUUAUUAUUUAAAUUUAAUUUUUUUUUUUUCUAUAGAUGUACCGUUAA